CGGGGAUCACCGCCAGUGGGCCGAGUACCUCGAACUGCUUAUCAUUUAGGCGUGGCGAACGGAAAUGGAGGGCGAUCUGUUCGGAUUCCUCUUCGGAUCGGUGCGGCCCGAUCACCGCCAACCAAUCGUGCACGAGUUAACGGUCCCCCUUGCGCAGCUGGCCUACGAUCUCCCACUCGAGAUCGUCUCGCAGAACGACGACAGCCCGGUUCUGCACGUCCUCAUGCGAACCUUGGCGCCAUAUCUUCAGUGGUUGGCGUGCUUGGAGGAACCUGGAAGCGGUCGUAACCCACCGUCAAAACGCGAUUAUCUGGACCCGCACGAGAUAGUCGACGUCGCCUUCUUCCAAGAUCAGACGGCCUCCGAGAAUGAGGAGGUAGAGAUUGAAGCGGAAGAAGAAAGCUCGGAAGAAGAGGAAGAGGUCGAAGAAAGGUCCGACGAGGAAGUAACUCCCGAGGAAGGAAGUUACAGUGAGCACAGCGAAGGGGAGCAAAGUGAAGCGGAGGAGGAAGAAGAGCAAGACGGUGAAGAAGAAGAAGAAGACCAGGGGAAAUUAGAGGAGUCGGAGUACGAAGGAUUUGAGGAGGAAGUGCGUGACGAAGCUCGGGCGCAGGCCCAGGCGCAGAAGAGCGAAGAAAUCGCGGCCGGGAAGAGACAGUUGGAAUUCGCCAGCGCAGCCGGCCAGCCGCUCGCCGACGAUCGGGCCCGGGAUCCAGAGCCACCUAAGCCCGAGGAUGGAGAGACAGCUGCCGAGACUUCGGCCGCAUCAGCAAGACGGCGACGGAGCCGAUCCCCCUCCCCCUCCACCUCCGACCGCCCACCAACUCGUCCACGUACCGAUGCGGGGCAUCGGGCUUCGUCCCCGGUCCUUAUCCCGCCGUCCCCUUGAUCACCUCUCCUUCUGCUAGAUCACAACCCGCGUUACCUUCCCCGCC
Molecule: messenger RNA, 935 nt
Organism: Chara braunii
Lineage: Eukaryota; Viridiplantae; Streptophyta; Charophyceae; Charales; Characeae
Source: the annotation of a GenBank genome assembly